AUCAGGCCUAUGAACCGCAGCUUUACCUCACUGCCCUUCCAGCAGCAUCUCACCUUCAACCGGCCACACGCGCAUCCGCCUUCGUCCACGAAAGAAGGGAAAAAGGGAGCGCACGAGAGACGGACGGCGUCUGAUAAACAAACUGGAGAAAUAGUAUCACAUUCAGAACCGACUGCGUUAAUUAUGUAGGGGUUUGUUUUUGCGAACUGAUAUCCGAUUGAGCCUGUCUGCCUCACUGCGACACAGAAGCACCGUCCAGCUGUGCACAAAUUAAUUGCACCUUGUCUCAGCUUGUCAAGCUAAAAUCGUCCAAUCUCUUCACCGUCCUCUCGACGAAAAAGGACAAAAUCUCUGCGCAUCUUCCGUCAUUUAGAUUGACAAGUCCGAUCAGGCCCCAGCCAUCGUCUCCAGCCCCAGCAGCAUUUUUCCUCUCAGCAGAAAGCAUCAUCAUCAUCCUUGAAUCUGCGCAAUGGCCGAUACCCCAGCGGAGUGCAACAUAAAAGUGCUGUGUCGCUUUCGUCCUCUGAACCAGUCGGAGAUUGUACGAGGGGACCAGUUUCUGCCCAAAUUUCAAGGGGACGACACUGUCGUUGUCGGGGGGAGGUCCUAUGCUUUUGAUCGUGUGUUUCCAACCAACACCACCCAGGAGCAAGUUUACAACACCUGCGCCAAGCAAAUUGUCAAGGAUGUGUUGUCUGGAUACAAUGGCACCAUCUUUGCUUAUGGACAAACCUCCUCUGGAAAGACCCACACCAUGGAGGGUAAGCUGCAUGACCCUCACCAGAUGGGCAUCAUUCCCCGCAUUGCUGAGGAUAUUUUCAACCAUAUCUUUGCCAUGGAUGAAAACCUUGAAUUCCACAUCAAGGUUUCCUACUUUGAAAUCUACAUGGACAAAAUCCGUGAUCUCCUGGACGUUACAAAGACCAACUUGUCUGUCCACGAGGAUAAGAACAGGGUGCCAUUUGUCAAGGGAUGCACUGAGCGCUUUGUCUCCAGCCCUGAUGAAGUCAUGGAUGUGAUUGAUGAGGGCAAAUCCAACCGCCAUGUUGCUGUGACCAACAUGAACGAGCACAGCUCUCGCAGCCACAGCAUCUUCCUGAUCAACAUCAAACAGGAGCAUGUGGAGACUGAGCAGAAGUUGUGUGGAAAACUCUACCUGGUGGAUCUGGCUGGCAGUGAGAAGGUCAGUAAGACCGGAGCUGCAGGUUCUGUCCUGGAUGAGGCUAAAAACAUCAAUAAGUCUCUUUCUGCUCUUGGGAACGUCAUCUCUGCUUUGGCUGAGGGAACGAAAACUCAUGUCCCAUACCGUGACAGCAAAAUGACCCGUAUCCUGCAGGACUCCCUUGGGGGGAACUGUCGCACCACCAUGUUUAUCUGCUGCUCUCCCUCCAGCUACAAUGAUGCAGAGACCAAAUCAACUCUGAUGUUUGGACAACGUGCUAAGACUAUCAGGAACACCGCUUCCAUCAACCUGGAGCUGACGGCAGAGCAGUGGAAGAGAAAGUAUGAGAAGGAAAAGGAGAAGAACAAGACCAUGAAGGACACCAUUCAGAAGUUGGAGGCUGAACUCAAACGCUGGAGAAAUGGAGAAGACGUGCCUGAGACAGAGCGGACCACAUCAGAAGUUGUGACCCGAAUUGAGUCUGUGGAGGAGCGCCCCAUUUUAGACAAUGACACUUCUUCCAUUGUGGUCCGUAUUUCAGAGGAGGAGCGGCAGAAGUAUGAGGAGGAGAUCCGCAAGCUGUACAAGCAGCUGGAUGACAAGGAUGAUGAGAUCAACUUGCAGUGCCAGCUGGUGGAGAAACUGAAGCAGCAGAUGCUGGAUCAGGAUGAGCUCCUCGCCUCUUCCCGUGGUGAUGGGGACAAGGUCCAAGCUGAGCUUGGCAGGCUGCAGGUAGAAAGCGACUGUGCCAAGGCUGAGGUGAAGGAGGUCCUUCAGGCUCUGGAAGAACUGGCUAUCAACUAUGACCAGAAGAGCCAAGAGGUGGAGGAGAAGGGUUUGCAGAACCAGCUGCUGGCCGACCAACUGGCCCAGAAAAUGGCGAGUCUGAUGGAGCUGGAGGCAGAGCUGUCUCGUAUGCAGGAGGUGAGCGGUCAGCAGAGAAAACGCAUCGCCGAUGUCCUCAAUGGGCUCAUGAGGGACCUCAGCGAGUUUAGUACCAUUGUGGGCAAUGGAGAGAUAAAACUGCCAGUGGAGAUCAGCGGUGCAAUUGAGGAGGAGUUCACUGUGGCUCGCCUCUACAUCAGCAAGAUCAAGUCGGAGGUGAAGAGCAUGGUUAAGCGUUGUCGCCAGCUAGAGAACCUGCAGCUGGAGUGCCACCGCAAGAUGGAGGAGACCGGGAGGGAGCUGUCCUCCUGCCAGCUCCUCAUCUCUCAGCAUGAGGCUAAGAUCCGCUCUCUGACGGAGUACAUGCAGAGCGUGGAGCAGAAGAAGAGGCAGCUGGAGGAGAGUCACGACUCCCUGAGCGAAGAGCUGGCUAAGCUGCAAGACCAAGAUAACUCCGUGCUUGAGGAGAAGGAUGGAGAAAAGGGCGAGACUGAGAAUGGAAAUGUAAAGGGGGCUCCUCGUCAGCAGGGGGAGUCUCACCGCGGCCUCCAUCACAAGCAGCUGGCCCGCCUGCGGGAUGAGAUCAAUGAGAAGCAGAGGAUCAUUGAUGAACUCACAGAUCGUAACUCCAAGUUGGAGCUGGAGCUGGCUCAGGUACGAGCAGACUUUGAACGCCUGAAGAGUCAGGACAGCACCAAGAGUGAACGCCUGGAGGAGCUCUCAUUCCUGCAUGAGCGCCAUGAGCAGACCAAACAGGACUUGAAGGGUCUGGAGGAGACUGUCGCCCGCGAACUCCAGACCCUCCACAACCUGCGCAAGCUGUUCGUUCAAGACCUCACGUCGCGGGUUAAAAAAAGUUCCGAAAUGGAACCUGAUGAUAGCGGGGGGUCUAGCACCCAGAAGCAGAAGAUUUCCUUUCUUGAGAAUAACUUGGACCAACUUACAAAGGUUCACAAACAGCUGGUUCGUGACAAUGCAGAUCUGCGUUGUGAGCUUCCAAAGCUGGAGAAACGUCUUCGGUCUACUGCUGAGAGAGUUAAGGCCCUGGAGACUGCACUGAGAGAUGCCAAAGAGGGCGCUAUGAUGGACCGCCGCCGCUACCAGCAGGAGGUUGACCGCAUCAAAGAGGCAAUGAAGGCAAAGAAUGCUUUAAGGCGCCCACAUGCAGCACAAAUUGCAAAACCAGUGAGACCAAAGCAGCUGCCUGUUUGCUCUCCAACAAACCCAUUCUACACUUUCAUUCGUGCCACUGAACAAGCGAAUGCUUACAGCAACGCCCUCUUCCAGAGCAACAUGACACAGCAGAACUCCUCCAGCAUAAGCUGCAACCCCAGCUCUGUCCAGAAUAACACAGUUUCCACAGCACUGGGCUACAGAGCAGGAAGAUAUAAUGGAGACAUAUUGGAGUCCUACCCACUCAACAUUGAUAAUGGUAACAGCAACAGUGAAACCAGAGACAUAAAUGAUAACAGGAGUGACGUGCAUUGUGGCAGUGAGGUGGAUGAUUCAAACAGGCAGUACAUCAUUCAGCAGGAGACUGCUGCAAGUUAAUAAGAUGAAGAUGACCAAACACUGUACCCUUCAAGGACCCUACCCUUCCACUUGCAUGCAGCCUUUGUCCUCAUCCCUCCACUGCAUCACCAAUGAAGAUGACGAUGAAGAUCUGUAGCUCCCAAGUCUUCUAGUUAGACAAAACCCAUCCUGCUCAUUUGGUGACCAGUCUUGCUCUCAAGUCCGGGCUUCAGUCCUUUCCAGUUCAUUCAUUCCUGAAAGUGAGAUUAAUCUUUAUUUUAUUUGAAUAAUCCAACACUAAUAAAAUGAACUUAUGUAUCCCUCAAUCAAUCAUUUGAUCACCAGAUAUCAAAUAUUAGGUCCAAGAUGGUUGAACUGAAAAAGGGCUGACCCCAUUCCUGAUUGCUUGGUAUACACAUGUUGUACAUAAUAGCGCUGUAUACUCCAGUAGAGGUUUUUGACCAGCAACUGUUUGUGUGAAUGCACAGCUUCUUCCAUCUCCUGCACAUAUUUUCUUAAGGGCAUCGUGUGGGUGACAUACUGUAGACAGUCAUGACCUUUAUCUCUGUCAUAAAUAAGAGUGUAUAGUGUGCAACGGCAGCUUGUAAGUGAAGCCCCACACCCUUCAUGCAUGUUGCUUAGCGGAUAAGCUUUCAAACCUUUGCAUGUGUCAUGAUUCCAGUCUGGAGCUGGAAAGCUGUGAGUGAAGCCUGAUCGACUUCAACAUUUGUCAGAAACAGUGAGAGAGCUGGUUUCCCCUUUUCAUAAUCCUUGUCUCAGUGCUGUAAAACUUCUCUUUUAAAGUAAAUUUGAGUGCAAAUAUAAGUUACUGAUUUUAAUGCAGAAAUAAAAAAAAAACAGCAACAACUGGAUUUCCUUUUAACUUCAGAAGAUGUAACAUAAAUUGGAAAAUCUCAGCUUAGGCUUGCAGUUAUGUUGAGGAAACCUUUUGUAAUUGCUUUGAUAUGAUGUCACUGUACAUUCCCUGCAUUGCACAUAUAGCUUGUGAAUCUUCUUACCAAGCCUUAACAUGAAAUGAUAUCUCACAAUCAAUAUAACAUGCUGUCCUUUGCGUACAUUUGUGAUUACUACCUCUAGAGCAGCUUAUUGUAUACGCUUCUUACAGUAUACUCAUACACCAUCAUUUCAAAUAAGAGAUGAUCCUAGAAUUUCUAUAGACAGUUGCAACUUUAGAUUACUUAUACAUUUCAGUAGAUUUCAGUGCUCUAAACACAUUUAUAGUUAUAUUCUCCUGGAGGUUCAUUCAUACAUAUGUCUAUUCUCAAUCAUACAGGAACCAGAGUGACACCAGCUCUUAAACUUUUAUGCCCUGUCACCAAAUUUAAAGUUGGACACUUCCCUGGCUCUUUAUCUUUCUGAGGUUGCAUGGAUACCAUGUUGUGGUUUGGUGUUUUUGUCUGGAUCCUUCAUGAGUCCACUGAUUCAGGGUGUUUGCAGGUUCCCCAGCUGAGCAGCCACCAGUCUGGGACACCUUAAAAAGGUUCUAUUUUCUUGUUCGGUUGUGCUGUUUCUCUUCUAAGAGAAAUCCUGAUCAACCAGUCAGGAUAGAAGAAAACAGCAUGUCAAACAUGGGCAUAGAAUACAUACAUGUCUUUGUACUGAAUCACUGACUCAAAGGACAAAUUAGAGCAGAAUUAUGGAUUAAAACAGCCAUAUUUUGUCUGCACAUUUUAAGUGCUAUAAAGAGAAAGCUCCACUGGCUACUGAGACUAUGUUAAACAUCUGUCGCUAUUUUUAAACAGUUAAAUCCUUAAUUUCAGGUUUUAAAUUGAUUAUUAACAGUAUGUAAAGCUUGGUAUGUUAUAUUGCUUUACCAGAUUUGCUUUGUGUGUAAAGUAGCCCACAUGGGACCUUAUGGGCAUGUAAGGUGUGACUCCUAACAUCCUUGUUCAUUACAUCACCUCAUGCUCUUACAGACAUUAACAACAUCUCAGGGCUUGAUAUUCACAAUCAUUGCAACUCUGCAUCAUCACCAUUGUCUUCCUCCUAAACUAUGUGAUUGCUUAUGAACAAUCAGAUCAGUGUGUCCUCUUUAUGGCUAAGCAAGUGAAUGGGAUGACUAAUGUGAUAUUUUAAAAAAAAAAGUACAUGCACAUACUGUAACAUCUCCAUUCUAAUAUAUGACAUGUAAAAUGAAGCAACCCAUUAGCAGCACCUGGUCAAACCCUACUGUAUGCCCAAGCAGACCCUCUAUUUGACAUCAUGUUUUAAUUGUAAAAACUCUAAAUUAAGAAGUGUGUACUAUGUUGUCACCUGCUGUUACACUAUCUGGUUUCAACAUAUCAAAAUACAUGUGCUAUAUAUUGUUAAUCUUGUAAGUAAAAUGGCGUGUCAUGACAUAGUAAGAUGCACGCUAACUUUGUUCAAAGAAAUGCUUCUUUUAUUUAUUUCUGUAUGGCUAUACUGUAGCGUUAAGAUGAUUAUGUGAAGAAUCACCUUGCAGAAUAUCUGUAUAUAUAGACUCAUUAUGCUGUACUGUAUGUGAACCUCUGUGUUGUAGUAAAAAGCCCAAUAAACUUGUAAAAUUAA
This is a messenger RNA of Melanotaenia boesemani (Boeseman's rainbowfish), 6109 nucleotides long. It is a transcript of the gene kif5aa, whose product is annotated as kinesin family member 5A, a. The record is from RefSeq and is a predicted model, not a curated record. Gene Ontology annotation, biological process: microtubule-based movement. Bases 470 to 3598 code for a protein of 1042 amino acids. Lineage: Eukaryota; Metazoa; Chordata; Actinopteri; Atheriniformes; Melanotaeniidae. The transcript is spliced from 29 exons. Gene Ontology annotation, molecular function: microtubule motor activity; ATP binding; microtubule binding.